Paralichthys olivaceus (Japanese flounder) is the source of this 4109-nucleotide messenger RNA. RefSeq names its product guanine nucleotide binding protein (G protein) alpha 12a (gene gna12a). Gene Ontology annotation, cellular component: heterotrimeric G-protein complex; brush border membrane. The record is from RefSeq and is a predicted model, not a curated record. Gene Ontology annotation, biological process: Rho protein signal transduction; adenylate cyclase-modulating G protein-coupled receptor signaling pathway. Gene Ontology annotation, molecular function: D5 dopamine receptor binding; guanyl nucleotide binding; GTPase activity. NCBI's taxonomy places the organism in Eukaryota, Metazoa, Chordata, Actinopteri, Pleuronectiformes, Paralichthyidae.
GUCAGUGUGUAGUUGUGUGUCACGGUGGGUGUGUGUUGUACAGUUGUAGUAGUUGUGUAGUUGUGUGGAUGGACGGACUCACUUCUCUCCUCAUCUUGUUCUAAACUAACUUCAGAGAAACUUUCCUCCUCUGGUAGUUUCCUCCUCUGGUAGUUUCCUGGACUCGGUGGCUCUGAAUCAAGAUGGACACGGUUCUUCUUGUCGGGGACUAGAUAACUUCCCCCUGGAUGUGGACUUUCUUCAUUCCUCCGUGGGACCGUCAGCUGGAUGUAGCCGCUCUGGGUCGUUUCCACCCGGGACGUCGCAUCCUAUAAUGAACGUUCAACCCCUGGAGGUUUCCGCGAACCGUUUCCUAUUUUAAAAAAAAAACUCAAUCUGUUCCCACGACCCGCCAUGUCGGGAGUGGUCCGCAGCCUGAGCCGCUGCCUGCUGCCGGCCGACGCCAGCCGGGAGCCGGGCGGCAGCAAGGAGAGGAGCCGGGAGAGGGACGCGGCGCAGGAGCGGGAGGCGCGGCGCAGGAGCCGGGAGAUCGACGCGAUGCUCGCCCGGGAGCGGAGAGCCGUGCGGCGGCUGGUGAAGAUCCUGCUGCUCGGGGCCGGAGAGAGCGGAAAGUCCACAUUCCUCAAACAGAUGCGCAUCAUCAACGGGCAGGAGUUCGACCAGAAGGCGCUGCUGGAUUUCCGGGACACCAUCUAUGAGAAUAUACUGAAGGGAAUGCGUGUGCUGGUGGACGCCCGCGACAAGCUGGGCAUCAGCUGGCAGAGCUGCGAGAACGAGAAGCAAGGCAUGCUGGUGAUGUCGUGGGAGGGGCGUGUGGGCGCCUCGGGGGUGGAGCCCGGCGAGUUUCAGCUGUACGUGAUGGCACUGUGCGCGCUGUGGGCCGACGCCGGCAUACAGGGGGCCUACACACGGCGGGCCGAGUUCCAACUGAGUGAGUCGGUGAAAUACUUCCUGGAUAACUUGGAUCGUAUCGGACAACUGAACUACAGCCCGAGCAAGCAGGACAUCUUGUUCGCGAGGAAGGCGACUAAAGGAAUAGUCGAGCACGACUUUGUCAUCAAGAAGAUUCCCUUCAAGAUGGUGGAUGUGGGAGGGCAGAGGUCUCAGAGACAGAAGUGGUUUCAGUGUUUUGACGGGAUCACUUCCAUUCUCUUCAUGGUUUCAUCGUCCGAGUACGACCAGGUCUUGAUGGAGGAUCGAAGGACAAACCGUCUGGUGGAGAGUAUGAACAUUUUCGAGACGAUCGUCAACAACAAGCUCUUUCUCAACGUGUCCAUCAUCCUCUUCCUGAACAAAACAGACCUGCUGGUGGAAAAGAUUCGCACAGUGGACAUCCGCAAGAACUUUCCUGAGUUUAGAGGAGACCCUCGCAGGCUAGAGGAUGUACAGGCGUUUCUGGUGCAAUCAUUCAGUCGUAAAAGGAGAAACCGAGGGAAGCCGCUGUUCCACCACUUCACUACGGCGGUGGACACAGAAAACAUUCGCUUUGUCUUCCACGCCGUCAAGGACACCAUCCUGCAGGAAAACCUCAAAGACAUCAUGCUGCAGUGACCUUCACGCUGCAGACGGCUAAACUGUGAAAGCAGACGUGAAUUAAGGCCCGAGUCUGAGUCCUGUGAACGCUGACCUGUGGGGUCGACCCUCGUGAGGAUCUAACUGAACUCUGAACCUGUGGAACCAAUGAGUGGCUCCUGGCCGACGUCGGCACCUGUGGAAAAACUGUGAGGGUCACAAAGAACGAGACCCUUUGUGUAACCUGUAAAAAUGUGUGUAUGCUGGAAAGACAGUCACCUUCUCCUGCUCGUAGCACUCAAGUGUUCUUAAUAUACAUGUUGAGAAAUGUAUAGACAAGAAGAGAGAAAUAAGAGAAAAGCACCGACUACAUGACUUGAGCACUGAAAGUGUUUUUUCUCUGAUGUAUAUAAUGACAAACCCUGUCACUAAAACCAAGUCAGACUGACGGAGCGAUCAAGCUGUGGAAGCAACAAGCAGGAGGGAGAGUUCAUGAACGGAACAAGGAGGAAAGAGAGCUGAAGGAAGAAGCUAAUGUACAUGUGACCGAGGGGAAGAGGAUUCGUGCCCGUACCGGUCAUAUGCUGCGUUAUCUGAUAAGGUUGCACACGUGUUCCGGUCAAUGAUCUUUAACCGAGGGAAAGAAGUGAAUCUGUCUUAUGCUCUGUGUUCUCUCCUGCGCCGUCUUUCUCCUCAUCCCCCCAUCCGUUACUUUCCUCUCCUCAUCCCAUCGUCACACAACAGAUGAACAGCUGCAGAUAACAAGUUGUAUCACUCUUCUUUUUUUUUUUUCUAUCCCUCUCCUCGUCUCUCUGGCACAAUAGUCAGAUUGUUCGUCUCCUCCCUCUCCGGCUGAAACAGUAGACGGUCAAAUUAGAGACCCGUCUUGGUUUAAAGAAACACACACACACAUGAAUUAUGGUUAAUCUCUAUCCUGAUGUCUUUCUCCUGCUUCCCACCAACAACCCAUUAUAUAUAUACACUAUGUACCACAAUAUGGCCGAGACUUGACCCCAGGGAGAUCGUAAGCAUUUACAAAAAAAAACAAAAAACCGUUUGUUCCAAGUCUUUUGUCCUGUAAACACAAAGGUAACGACAGGAUUGAACUGCUGAUGACUUUAUCCCCAUGUUUCUGGCACAGUUUGGGACUUUUGGAUUCUCUCCUGACUGUAGCAGUCGGGGUGAGAAGUCCACAGCGAGCGAAAGAAACGAGACAGACUGAGUCAAAAACACAUGGAAGUCAUCUCAGUAAUGGAAAUGAUAACACAGUCAGAUCCUUUCUCUCUUAUCUGAUAGUUUCUGUAUCAGGGACACGGAGUAUUAUCAGGCUAAUAACAUGUGAAAUAUCAACAACAAUAAGUUUGAUCAUCAAUUCAUCAUCAUUAGCAGGUCCCAGCCUCUCAGGCUUUCAUUUGAGUUUCCUCUCAUUAGUCAUAAGACGUCACUUUUGGCUCUUUCACUGUUUUCAUCACAUUUUAAAGCUGCACUAGUGAAUAUUUAAAUUUUAAAAUUAAAAAACAAAAAAAAACAAAUCUACGACAAACUCAUUGUACAAAACUAAACAGCCAGAAGAAAAAGUGGCUACAGAAGCUGAUGUUUCCUUCAGGAAUGGCUGGGAGACCAAAACAGAGGAAAAAAAGAGAGUGAGAGACGACUUUGAUUCGUUACGACCGCUAUUCCCCCGAGCGACAAAAUCUUUAAAGCGUCAUUGAAAAAAAGUACCAACAGAUUUAACCACUAUUGAUAAUAAUCUCUCUUAUUUAUGCCUGUUUCAAAAGUGAACAUUGGUAAUGUAGCGUAGAGACGUUUAAAAAAAAAAGAAAAAGUACUGUUGCUAUAGUUACUUGCAGUUUUACGAACCUUGUGCACUGAUUUUUACCGGCGGUUAAACUGUUGGUUGUUGCCAUGUUGGACGUGUCCUUUUACGUGAUUUUAAUGAACCCGUCAGCCAAUCAGAGAAAAGAGUGUUUUCAAGAACAAACCCGUAUCUUUCUUUGGAUCCUCGAAAUAAGUUCCUGACUAAUAUGAAGUGAUUUGCAUUUUGGUACGCAGCAGCAGGAAACAGCUGGGCCGAGUACUAAAUCCCAACAGCCCCGAGGGGAACGACUCAUGAGCACUUCCACAAGCCUAAUUAUUAUCAUACUGUAUCAAACUGUGUCAUGUGUCGGUUUUUUGUGUGUGUUCAUGGUGAGCAUGUUUUUACUUCCUGUACAUAGUAUUCUGUAAGUAUUUGCCUGACACUGUGUGUUAACCUUACAAUACAAACACCACUCGGUCUAACAGUAUCACUGUAACUGUAACGUUGCUGUAAAACGUGUCGUUAACUAACUAACUACCUUUUCCACUCACACGCAACUUUUUGUUUUUGUAAGUGUCGUCAUUGCACUGGAUGUAUCCAAGAGAAAAACGACCAGAAAGGAAAACGUCUGGAGGGGAAGAAAGAAGAAAGAAAAAAGAAAAAGGCAGAGAAACAAAUAAACAGACGGCGGACUUUGAAAGUGGAGCAGGAUGAAGAGAGGGACGUCUUCUGCUGUUAUUUUUUGUUUCCCACUGCCUUGGCUCUGUGCUCUGUGGUGAAAUACACUGCCUUUUGCUGA